AUGGGUAACACUCUUCAUCGCAAACACGGUGAGCACUAUCUUGUGCUGAACAAUGAAAUGAUCCAACGAGCAAAAACGACGACACACUUUAAUGAGCAACAAAUUCGCAAUUAUCAUAGUACAUUCUUUUCCGUUACCAAAGAUGGUAAACUCAAAAAAUCGUCGUUAAACAAGUUACUUGAUGAAUAUUUGCCUGGCGAUAAGAAAUCUCGCUCAAAAUAUUUGACCGAUUCAAUAUUCAAUGCUAUUGAUCAAGACGAGAAUGGUUAUAUGGACUUUUUCGAAUAUUUGUAUGCUCUCAAAUAUCUUCAAAGCGAUGUGCCCAUCGAAAAAGCUGAAUUUAUGUACCGUGUUCUCGAUCGAGACGGCGAUAAGUCGGUGACUCGAAAUGAAUUGUAUAAACUAUUGAAAUGUUUAGAAUCGUAUCAUCGAGCAGCGGUUGGCGUUGAUUCGAAAGAGUAUGCAAAUCAAGUAUUGGAGAAGCUUGACGAGGACAAAUCGGGUACAAUAACACCAUCAGAAUUUAUCGACGGUUAUUUAAAAGAUGAGACAAUGAGAGCUUUAUUUACUUUGUAA
Molecule: messenger RNA, 576 nt
Organism: Didymodactylos carnosus
Lineage: Eukaryota; Metazoa; Rotifera; Eurotatoria; Philodinida; Philodinidae
Source: the annotation of a GenBank genome assembly